CUUCUUCUCUCUCACUUUUUAGGGUUUUUAGUAACCCAGUUUCCACUUUUUCAUCAUCUUCUUCAAUAUUGAUUACAAUUUGUGUCAAGGAUUUGAAGUUUUUAGAACUUUCAAACCAGUAUAAAUAAUGGGAAGGGGAAAGAUAGUCAUCACCAAGAUCGAGAACCGGACGAACAGGCAAGUUACCUUCUCAAAACGCCGUGUUGGGCUCCUCAAGAAGACUCAUGAACUCUCUGUGCUGUGUGAUGCUCAAAUAGGCCUCAUCAUCUUCUCCAGCACUGGAAAAUUGUUUGAGUACUGCAGUGAAACCACCAGCAUGGAGCAGCUGAUAAGAAGGUAUCAGCUGGCCAAAGGAAUGAGAAUUCCGGAGACCAUUAAUCACGAUGUGGGACAAAUUCAUGAUGAAUUAAGAAGAAUGAGAAGGGAAACCCAGAAUCUUCAACUGAGUCUGCAACGCUACACUUGCGAUGACUUGAGCUGUGUGAAUUAUGAAGAACUGGCUGAACUUGAACACCAACUUGAACGCUCAAUUAUCAAAGUUCGAGCCAGAAAGUUUGAGCUCUUGCAGCAGCAGGCAGACAAUAUGAGGAGGAAGUUUUUUGUCGAACACAGUACCGGUUCGAGCGAGAGUUGGCCGUAUUGUAUUAGAACUGAGCUUAAUGAUUCGGGGCGACUGUUAGAGGAGGAAAACGAACAAAUAUAUGGACUAAUUAGGGACCAUGAGGCAGCUGCCUGGCAGCAACAGCAAGCACAGGCAGCUGAAGCAGUGUUAACAAUGGCAACAAAAAUCGAAGAGCCUCGACAGGUGCUCGAACAAUUCCCGUUUGCCGGCGAGGCACAGCCCCGUGGUGUUCUUGAGCUCGCCAUUCCUGAUUGUCACCCCUACAGGCUUCAGCCUCUUCAGCCAAAUCUUCAAGACUUCAAUCUUCACUGCCCCAAUUAUGAAUGAAGAUUGAACUGGUAUCGGAUUCUCAGGGAGAAGAAGAAGGUUUAUUUAGGAGCCUUGACAGAUAUAAAUGAAGACCUUUUAUAAUUAUAAAUUGAACAGUUUAAUAUAUAUGUUUUAGUGUGCGUGAUUAAACUCUGAACUUAUAUUAUAAUAUAUAUUGAAAAAUAAUUUAUAUAA
Mangifera indica (mango) is the source of this 1126-nucleotide messenger RNA. Its product is annotated as MADS-box protein defh21-like. Gene Ontology annotation, biological process: positive regulation of transcription by RNA polymerase II. The record is from RefSeq and is a predicted model, not a curated record. Gene Ontology annotation, molecular function: RNA polymerase II cis-regulatory region sequence-specific DNA binding; DNA-binding transcription factor activity, RNA polymerase II-specific; protein dimerization activity. The transcript has 8 exons. Lineage: Eukaryota; Viridiplantae; Streptophyta; Magnoliopsida; Sapindales; Anacardiaceae. The coding region runs from base 128 to 949 and encodes 273 amino acids. Gene Ontology annotation, cellular component: nucleus.